AUGGACUCAAGCUUCAAACAGAGUAGAUUUGACUAUUCUCUAUUCACUAAGAAAGUUGAUCAGCACAUUGUUGUGAUACUGAUUUAUGUUGAUGAUUUAUUGAUAACUGGGAGUAGCAUCGAGUUAAUCUAUGAAGCCAAACAUUCCUUGCAUCAACAAUUUAAAGUCAAGGAUUUAGGUGAAUUGGGAUACUUCAUUGGUAUUGAGGUAGCAGGCUAUUCGUCCACUGAAGAUCCUUUAGUGGACAUAACCAGUUAUCAGAAGCUCAUUCAGAAGCUUCUGUAUCUUACAGUUACCAGGCCAGAAAUAUGUUAUGCUGUUCAGAGUCUCAGUAAAUUCAUGCAUGCACCUAAGAGGUCUCAUAUAGAUGCAUCCCUUCGAGUGGUCAGAUAUCUCAAGAAUGCUCCUAGACUUGGGGUUCACCUUAAGAGGUCACUUGUGCAUUCUCUAGUUGCUUUUUGUGACUCGGACUGGGGAGAUUUUCCUGUCACUAGAAGGUCUAUCAGUGGCUAUUUGGUGAAGCUUAGAGAUACCUUAAUCUCAUGGAAGUUUAAGAAACAACACAUAGUCUCCAGAAGCAGUGCAAAAGCUGAAUACAGGAGUAUGACCACUGCUGUUGUUGAAAUCACUUAG
Molecule: messenger RNA, 633 nt
Organism: Nicotiana tabacum (common tobacco)
Lineage: Eukaryota; Viridiplantae; Streptophyta; Magnoliopsida; Solanales; Solanaceae
Source: RefSeq, a predicted model, not a curated record